Messenger RNA from Vigna angularis (adzuki bean), 884 nucleotides. RefSeq names its product high mobility group B protein 7. Lineage: Eukaryota; Viridiplantae; Streptophyta; Magnoliopsida; Fabales; Fabaceae. The transcript is spliced from 8 exons. The record is from RefSeq and is a predicted model, not a curated record. Bases 69 to 668 code for a protein of 199 amino acids.
GGAGCCCUUUGUGUUCUUUCUUCGAAUCAAGUGAAGUGUGAAGUUGCAGAAGGGAACUGCGAUUAGCAAUGGCAUCUCAGACGAGGAAGAGAGUGGACGCGGUUGAUUCUCGCUCUGCUUCCGUUCUUGUUCGCGCUAAAGAUGGCAGUGCUUUUUCGCGAUGCGGCGAUUGCAAGAAGAAUGUGCCAGUGGCGCUUAUCGACAUGCACAAUUGCAGCCUUGAGGCUAAAAUCAAAAUGAACCUUGAUGCGCAAGUUGUGGACCAGGCUGCCGACGCUAAGAAGCAAGAGAGGAAGAAACCGAAAUCUAAAGAGCCAAAGGCAAAAAAGGCUAAGGUAGAGAAGGGAAAGAAGGUCAAGGAUCCUAACAAGCCUAAGCGUCCUCCCACGGCCUUCUUUGUCUUUUUGGAUGAGUUUAGGAAAACGUUUAAGGAAGCUAAUCCUGAUUCAAAGGAUGUUAAAAGGGUUGGGAAGGAGGCUGGCGAGAAGUGGAGGUCAAUGAGUGAGGAAGAUAAGAAGCCUUAUUUGGAUAAGGUUGCUGAACUCAAGGCAGAAUAUGAGAAGGCUAUGGAAAGCUAUAAAGCCGGUGAAGUUGAAGAAGAUGAAGCUGGAUCUGAUAAGGAAACUGCUGUAAAAGAAGUGGAAGAGGAGUUAACCGAUGAAGAGUAGUGAUGGCGCUUUGGCACUCCUUAGAGUUUAUAAAUGUUAUGGAAAGGCUGCUGAAUUUCGUAGUCAGACUAGGUUGUAAAUUUUGAUAUGUUUUAGUUUGGGGCUAACGUUUAGGUGUUUCUUUUUAAAAUGCUUUUGAAAUCCCAGUGCAACAUUUUGUUUUUGUAAUGUUCCCAUGAAAUAUUUGAUGAAUAGUAGCCACAUUGUUUUCUACAA